UAGACCAGCGAGGAUCAAUAAGAUCAGCCAGGAGGCAGAGCGUGGGGGAGGAAGAUGCCCCACCAAUAACAAGUUGCUGGGACAGUUAGUUAACCUGCCAAACACCCUUAAAAAUCAGCCACCCAACAACCGAGGGAAAACCAGCAGCUCCCUCUUACCCCACGGGCUAGUGAUCUCUGUAUUAAAGUGUGCAGGGGGAGGAGGUUGGUAGCACUCUCUUGUUCUGUGCAGGGCACACAGGGGGACUCGGAGGCAGCGGCGAGAGGGGGGAGGGAGCUCACGGCUAUUGAAACAAUGCCAUCCUUCUUCUUACUUAGCGUCCCCUGCAUCCUGAUGGCUUGGAUGCUCCUGGCAAGCAGCAGCAGCAGCCCCGACGAGGAGAAGCUGAUCAGGGUCCUGGUGCUGCUGCCCAAGGACAACUCCUACCUGUUCUCCCUGGCCAGGGUCAAGCCAGCCAUCGAGUACGCCGUGCGGAGCCAGCAGGAGAACGGGACCUGCCUGCCGGGCUACCGCUUCGAGGUCAUCUACGAGGACUCCGAGUGCGGCAACCGGGCGCUCUUCAGCUUGGUGGACCUGGUGGCCCUGAAGCAGCAGAAACCGGACCUGCUGCUGGGGCCCGUCUGCGAGUACGCGGCUGCCCCGGUGGCCCGGCUGGCCUCCCACUGGAACCUGCCCAUGAUCUCGGCUGGGGCGCUGGCCACCGGCUUCAGCACCAAGACGGGCGAGUACUCGCACCUGACCCGGGUCUCGCCCGCCUACUCCAAGAUGGGCGAGAUGUUCCUGGCCCUGUUCCGGCACCACAAGUGGAGCAGGGCCACGCUGCUCUACAGCGACAACAACCAGGAGCGCAACUGCUACUUCACCAUGGAGGGGGUGCAUGUGGUCUUCCAGGAGGAGGCGUUCCCCAUGGCCGUGCACAGCUUCGACGAAAGCGGCCGCUACUUGGACCUGGACGAGAUCGUGCGCUCCAUCCAGGCCGGGGAGCGAGUUGUAAUAAUGUGUGCCAGCGGUGACACAAUAAGGAACAUCAUGCUAGCUGCUCAUCGACAAGGAAUGACCAAUGGGGACUACGCUUUCUUCAAUAUUGAACUCUUCAACAGCUCGUCAUAUGGAAAUGGCUCGUGGAAGAGAGGAGACAAACAUGACCUUGAGGCAAAGCAAGCCUACUCAUCCCUCCAAACAGUCACUCUACUGAGGACAGUGAAACCUGAGUUUGAGAGGUUUUCCAUGGAAGUGAAAAGUUCUGUUCAGAAACAAGGUCUGAACGAGGAUGAUUACAUUAACAUGUUUGUGGAAGGAUUCCAUGAUGCCAUUCUCCUCUAUGCUCUGGCUUUGCGUGAAGUCCUAAAAUAUGGCUUUGGCAAGAAGGAUGGGGAUAAAAUUGUUCAUCAGACACGGAACAGGACAUAUGAAGGCAUUGCAGGGCAGGUAUCCAUCGAUGCCAAUGGAGACCGAUAUGGGGAUUUCUCAGUGAUUGCAAUGACCAACCCAGAAGCAGGCACACAGGAGGUGAUUGGGGACUACUAUGGAAAGCAAGGGCGUUUUGAAAUUCGAUCAAACGUGAAGUAUCCUUGGGGUCCUGGCAAGCUGAGAAUAGAUGAAAACAGAGUUUUAGAGCACACGAACAAUACACCUUGUAAAUCAUCAGGUGGCCUAGGAGAGUCGGCAGUUACAGGGAUCGUAGUGGGCGCCUUACUUGGAGCAGGAUUACUAAUGGCUUUCUACUUUUUCAGAAAGAAAUACAGAAUAACUAUUGAGAGACGAAGUCAACAGGAAGAAUGUAAUGUGGGCAAGCAUCGGCAGUUACGUGAAGACUCCAUUAGAUCUCAUUUUUCUGCUGCGUAAAGAAGAAAAAAAAUCCCAUUCUUCCUGAAAAAAACUUUAGGGAAAUGGACAAAACCAAAGACAUCAGUGUAAAAGAAGAGGCUCUUGAAGAACUCAUUCUUUAAGCAGUAGAGUCAUUUUGUCUUAAUUUCUUUCAGAAACUCAGGAAUGAUUUACUAAUCACAUUAUGCCACAUGGCCUUUCAUCUCGUGGGGAAAAAAAAAGAUAGUUUCACAUUGUAGGACGUUAGUGUUUUGAGAGGGUAUUUUCUAAGACAUUUAUUGAGGGAAGCAGUUUUGUGCUUAGGGCUGGGAAUGCUUCUUCCUGACCCCUUCUUUUUAAACUCCUAGUGCUUCCUUUCUUAGCUGCAUCACAAGCAAGGAUAUCAAAAUGUGGUUUCAAUGCUGCUUUGCCAUUAAAAUAAAAAUGUCUUCAUUAUGGGCUUCCUGCAUUAUUGAAACCAAUGGGCCACUUUGCCAUGGACCUCAGUGGGUGCAGGAUUAGACUGCUAGAGUUUAAUCUCAGGAGUUGGCACUUGGGAUGUAAAUAACUAUCGAGAAAGUAAAGAGGGUGGAAACACUCAAGUCAUUUUUUCAUUGCACGUACAGUAUCAAAAUCAAGACAGGGUAUACAGAGACUGCAUCUCUUCUCACUUAUACUAGUGUAAGUCCAGAGUAGCUCCAUUGCAGUCAGUGGAGUUUCACUGGUAUGAAACAUAAGCAAGGGGAGAAGCAGAACCCUAGAGUGGAUUUGCUUUUUCUUCAGCCUGACAUAUGCUUUUAUAUUAUAACAAAACAUCCCAGAAGAGUUAUCUUUCACUCUCUCCAUCAUCACCGCCUCUUAGAAAGGCUAGUGCAGUACCUAAAGAGCUGGCUUCUGCUCCCAUUGAAGUCAACGGCAGAAGUCCCCCUGAUUUCAGUGAGAGGAGGGUACGAUCUAGACUCUGUAAAUAUUAAUGAUAGGGGAGUGUUUGUACAGUAACGGUAAUUCAAAAGAUUUUUUUUUUAUAAAAAUGACAUUCCAUGCUAGCAUUUUAUUUUUAGGUAUCUUUAUCUUGUAUUUUUCUAUUAGAAAAUGUCUAUUUUUGCUUUGGUAAGAUUAAAAGUCAAGGUGAGAAGGUUUGAAGAAAUAUUUUUACAGUGUGAAUAAUGUGCACAGGAAGUCAUUGAUGUAAAUAAAAGUUAUUUUGGUUUAUGAAUAUUAACCAGAUUUUUUUCCCCUCCCUCUUCCCCAGGCAUGUGCAGAAUGCAAAUAAUUAAUUAGCUAAACUAAAAUGCAAUUGAUUAAUUAGUUGUAAAAUUGCCAAAAAAUAUUCAGAUUGCAAAUUUAGGCCCUAAUCCUGCGGACACUUAACUUUACACACAUUCAAGUCAAUGAGACUGACUACUUACAUGGGGAAAGUAAAGCAUCUGCAGGAUUGGGGCUUUAAGAUGCUGCUGUGGGACCUGAUCCAGAUCCUGCUGCCAUUGAUAUCUCUAGUAAUUAUCUCAUUAAUUUUAUCAUGGACUUCAAUUGGAGCAGGAUUGGCUCUGUUAAAAGUAGGUUAUUUUAUACUGUAUAUAGAAAAGUUCUUAACACUUUCUAGUCAGGAAAUGUAGGUAUUAUUUAGAAUGCCUGAUUUGGAGAGUAACAGCUCUAAGAGUAUUGUCUGAGAGAGCGAGAAAAAUUACCAAGUUUGUGAAUCCUUUGGUUUAUCCUGGCAAUUUUUCAUAUUAAGAAAACUUUUCUUUAACAGAGCCCUUAAAACUAGUCCCUAAGGCAGUGGUCCCCAAACUGUGGGCAUACCCCCGGGGUGUGUGUGUGUGCAGAGGAACGUCUGGGGGCAGCACAGCAGGGCCCAAGCCAGCCCCUACUAGGAGGUGGGAAGGGAGCUCCAUCCAGCCCCGCUCUGCCCCCAGUUCCGCUCCAGCCCCAGUUCCUGGCCACAGCUGACGCCCUGACUCCACUCCUGGCCCUGGCCACAGCUCUGCUCCUGCCCCCACUCUCAGCCGCUGGGCCCGGCUCCUGGCCCCAGCUGCGGCCCCCAGCCUGGCCACAACUCCGCUCCCGGGGCGGGCGCAGACACAUUAUAUUACUGGUAAGGGGAAGGGUGCGAGAGGAAAAGUUUGGGGACCACUGCUCUAAGGGCCAGAUUCUGCCAUCAUUUAUACUAGUGUAAAUCCAGAGAAAGUGCACCGAAGUAGCUUACAGUAAACAGAGAGCAGAAUUUGGCCUGAUUUGUUUUAUUACAGCUUUCUAUUUUUUCAGUGUGUGGACAGAUUUUGCUGGUGUGUUUCAUCUACUUUUUUCUAAAACACAUAUCUGGGCAUGCAGUUUACUGCCUGCAUUUGUGAACUUCUGUCAGAUUCCUCAGGCAUCGAGGCAGGGGCCCAUUCUUGGAGCUGCUCUAGAGUAGAUCAAAGCAGCUGGAAAUGGUGGAUUUGAGACCUUAAGGAUUCCCUCUCAUUGGGUAGCACAGAGUAAGGUAGAGGCUCUAAUAUGCCCCAUUUCACAGCCUAGGUCUGCAGUGUGUGUCUGUUGAAAAAAUGACAUGGCCAAUGCACCACUAUAGCCACUAGAAUGGCCCCUCUCAAGCCAUGAACCACUGCGCUUGGCAUAGGUUAGAGCAAAAUUCACAUUGCUCUAGAGCUGGCGGAAAAAAGUUGAUCAAUUUUUUGGAAAAUUUCUAAAAUGUUUUAGUUGAAACGGCUUUUGAAAAUAUUAGCCAAAAAUUUUACUGGUUUCAAAAUCAUUUUGAUUUAUUUUUCACUUUUGGAAAUAUUCCAUUUGGGUUUUUUCCGCUCUCCUUUUCUCUCCUUUUCUGUUUUGCUACUGAAAAUAGGGGCAGGAAAAAAGCAAAAAUUAAAACCACAAUGUUUUUGUUGUAAACCAAGGGCAGUUUAAAAUAUUUUUUCACAUUUGGUUUGCUGUGACGUACACGGGAGGCUGGUCUGCCCCCUCCCCCCCCCCCCCCCCACGCUGCCUCACAGAUCAGAAACACAAAAGGUGGGCUCAAGCUGCGUUUGUCCUCAUCACCUGGUCCUGUGCCAAGCACAGUUACGUCCAGGUAGAGGAUCUGGGAUAAUUAACAGGACAAUUUUUGAUCACAUGAUCUUGUUUCAGCUAAAUGGAAUUGAGGAGAAAACAGAAAACGGUAAUUAGAGAGUCACUGUGAGGCUGAAAAAAAAAAAUCAUGCAGCCCUGCUUUUAAUCGCAAUCCUAGAUAGCAUUGCCCAGGAAGUCUCACCAGCUGGGGCUCCUGUGGAGGACUGGCCACAGCUUAAAGCACCACAACCCACUUUAUUCACUUCCAGAGGAGGCACCAUAACAUUGGGAGCAUAGCAGACUGCUGUUGGAGGAAUGCAUGGAGCCUGUUUAGCUAUUUUUUAAAAAUCUCUGUUAGUAAUAACACCCUUGGAUUAUUAAAAGUGAACAAUUUUUUAACAUUACAUUUUACCAUUGACGUGGUUUGUUUACUUUUUACAUUUUCCUUAAUUAGGACAAGGAAAAUAGACUAGUCAGUCUCCCUAUCUGGUUCUCCUGCAGUAGCUCAGUGCUUAGGCUUCAAAUGCUGCAGGGCAAUGUUUAAAUUCAAACAAAAACAUUGAUUUUCAAAUAAGUUUUUAAAGAAUUCUUUGGAUCUAAGGGGCUAUAAAAGUAAAUAAAAUGUAUUGUAAAAUGUGGGUUUCACAGAAGCUUGUUUAACCAAAACCUAUGUUUGUGGCUAUGCAUAUUUCACACACAUUCAUAUAACAACAACAAAUCAACAUAUAAAGGCCACAAAUGAGCCCAGCACUUUAGCACACAAACUUAAGCACAUCCAUAAGUGUUAAAGCGAUAUAGUUAAUAGAGGACUCAUACAUGAUUUUUUUUUUUUUGGUAGCAGUUAAAGAUGUUGGGGAAAGCUCUGCCUUCAGAUAUAUGCCUAACGCCCAUUGGCUGUCUGAAUAUCUGCAGGCAGAGUUUAGGAGUACAGGAGCUUUUGUUUAAAUGACACAUUUCACAUGAGAAAGUUGAAGUAUUUGCACUGUGCACAUCUCUGUUUAUAGAAAUAUUAGGCAGAAAGGAGUUUAAAUGGUGUGUGGUCUUAUUUUCAGACAUCUUCGAAUACGGAAUGAGAAUGAUCCCAUAGACCAUAUGCAGGCCAAAUUUCUGUUGAAGUCAAUAGAAAUGUUGCCAGUGAAAGAUUUCAGGACUGGACCAUCUGAAGGGGUUAACAAGUAGUGCCAUGGGCUAUGAGAGUGUUCUCUCCUCUUGGGAAUCACAAGAAACCUAUGCACUUCUUUUUGGCCUUAAUUCAGUCUUAAAUUUAGCAUGUAUGUGAAAUGGAGACCAUCCCUUUAUAUUUUACCCAGGUGGGUUAAAGGGGAGGCGGGUUUGGUGUUUUACAAGGAUAUUAUUGGCUUUUCAUCAGGAAAAUAAUAUUGCCUUGACUUGGAGACUUUCUUGGAUUAGUGUUUAAUUAUGAAAUAACUGUGUAGAUAUAUUUUUUAAAAUCUAGAAUUGCUUCUUCCAGAAUGCACAUUUCAAAAUGCCUCUGACUGGUGUACACCACAUUUAGACCCUACAAAAAUGACUUAAAAGGUGCUGGACUAGAGUUCAUUCAAAAUUUCUCAUUAACCACUAAUGUUAAUAUUCUGCAUCGAUGGCAAAAUACUCUGAAGAAUCUGACACUGUUAAAGUUUAUAUGUUAAACUACAGCACAUCAGAUGUCUUUCGUGGAUUCAUUAGGUGCUGAAACUUCAGAAGGUUAAAAAUCCUGACUCUGUGUAAACUGUUGCUUGGUGUUUCUGUUGUGUGAAUGUUCCUACCAGACACUUGAGCAAGCAGAGGAAAUGUACCUAAUAGGGGAUUUAAAAAAAUCUUGUUUUAAUUGUUAAUUUCUUAAUCUAAGCUGAUCCGCACAAGGAAUAACUGCACAAUUCUCUCACACCGAAGUCUGUGACCAUGGGUUUUACAAACAUUAGGCCAGAUCAUCAGCUGACAUUUAUUGGCACAGCUACAUUGACUUCAGUAGAGUUGCACUGAUAUUUACCAGCUGAAGAUCUGGUUCAUUUCUUUGACACCUUAUCCCCUAUGACCCACAUGCAUGGAUGUUUCUCCAUAUAGUGUAGGAGGCGCCACUAAAAAAGCCAAUGUAACAGUUACCACACAGUGGUAUACGAGAUCAUUAAAGUUUUUCUUUGUAUUUAGUACAUAUCUGGGGUGACUGUGAGGUAAUGAUUGGCAAGUGUUGACUGUUUAAUGGCUUCUACUGUAGCAAAGAAUUCAAGGAGUGGAAAGGUCUGUUGGGAAUAGAGAAUUAAUACCUGCACAGUUGAGUUGAGGGAGAAAAGAAAGAAACUCAGGGACUGAUUGUACGCCCAUUGAUGUGCUACUGACUUCAAUGAGAGCAGGAUCAAGCUCUUGCUUUCUGCACAGGAUGCGGUCUAUAUUAUUUUAUACUUAAGCUCAGAGGACCAGCCCAAGGACUAUUCACCAAUUAAAUCCCACUUAAGACCUCAAAAUAUGGCUUAAAUUGAAUUUAAGUGGCACAUAGGACUUGGGCUGACCCUCUGCCCAGGGGUGACUCUCACCUCUAAAACUAAGUGCUUACCUAAAUAAGAGUGUUUAUUUUAUUGAGCAUGUCUAAAAAUAUAAAGCCUCAGGCAUUGGGGCAGAAUGCGGAGGGGAAGGUGAUGGGAUGGAUUUGCUUUGUUCCUUGUGCCUAGUAUGUAAUUAUCACGAAACCAAGAGGACUCAGGAUAGAGACUGUGGAAGUUAACUUUGUCCCCUUUUUUGGGGUGAUACUAUUCAUUAUCAAUGUAAAAAUACUGGACAACACAGAAAUGUAGUAUCAGUCUAGUAGAAAACGAAUGGAAAGCUGCACAGUAUAUUGUACUGAUGUAAGUAGAACUAUAUGCAUAUAAUGUGAUUUUAUUUAUUGUUGUUUUUGUGUCAAGGAGAAUGUGUAUUCAUGACUGUGGAUAUAACCUCUGUUUUAUGUGUGUAAUGUAUUUCUUUCUUUUACAAGUUGGUCAUUUAAAACAUCUACAUUCGUCAGUGCCCACUGAUUUUAAUUGUGUACAUUUUUUGUAAACACAUCAAGAAGGCAAGAAUGUCACAUAUCCAGAUUAUAACAAAAUGUUCCCAUUAAAGAAAUAGAAAUCUGA
Messenger RNA from Chrysemys picta bellii (western painted turtle), 7955 nucleotides. It is a transcript of the gene NPR3, whose product is annotated as natriuretic peptide receptor 3. Gene Ontology annotation, molecular function: natriuretic peptide receptor activity; peptide hormone binding. The record is from RefSeq and is a predicted model, not a curated record. Lineage: Eukaryota; Metazoa; Chordata; Testudines; Emydidae. Gene Ontology annotation, biological process: signal transduction. Gene Ontology annotation, cellular component: membrane.